GCCUAGGGAGCCGUGACGAGUACGGAAGCGCUUACGCGCGCCCCUCCGCUCGAGAACUAGUUUUGUUCCGCGUUCUUCAGACAGGAUCGCCUCGGAGAGACCCCCCCGGAAGGGCCAGCCCGACGCCCGCCAGCACCGCAGCAAUGUCCAGCACCAGCUUCACCUACAAUGAGCAGUCCGGAGGAGGGGAGGCGACGGAGCUGGGUCAGGAGGCGACCUCAACCAUUUCCCCCUCGGGCGCCUUCGGCCUCUUCAGCAGCGACUUGAAGAAGAAUGAAGAUCUCAAGCAAAUGUUGGAGAGCAACAGAGAUUCUGCUAAGUUGGAUGCUAUGAAACGGAUUGUUGGGAUGAUUGCAAAAGGGAAAAAUGCAUCUGAACUGUUUCCUGCAGUUGUGAAGAAUGUGGCCAGUAAAAAUAUUGAGAUAAAGAAGUUAGUAUAUGUUUACUUGGUCCGGUAUGCCGAAGAACAGCAGGAUCUCGCACUCUUGUCCAUAAGCACUUUUCAGCGAGCUCUGAAGGACUCAAAUCAACUAAUCCGUGCAAGCGCUCUGAGAGUUCUCUCAAGUAUUAGAGUGCCAAUUAUUGUACCUAUUAUGAUGCUUGCUAUUAAGGAAGCUUCUGCUGAUUUAUCACCGUAUGUUAGGAAGAAUGCAGCCCAUGCUAUACAAAAAUUGUACAGCUUAGAUCCAGAGCAGAAGGAAAUGUUAAUUGAAGUAAUUGAUAAACUUCUGAAGGAUAAGAGCACACUGGUAGCUGGUAGUGUUGUGAUGGCUUUUGAAGAAGUAUGCCCGGAUAGAAUAGAUCUGAUUCACAAGAAUUACCGCAAAUUGUGUAAUUUACUAAUUGAUGUAGAAGAGUGGGGGCAGGUUGUCAUAAUCCACAUGCUAACUCGAUAUGCUCGUACACAGUUUGUCAGUCCUUGGAAAGAGGAUGUUGAUCUAGAAGACAAUGAAAAGAAUUUCUAUGAAUCUGAUGAUGAACAGAAGGAAAAGUCUGGCAAAAAGAAGAAGCCAUAUACUAUGGAUCCAGACCAUAGACUUUUAAUUCGGAAUACGAAGCCUUUGCUUCAGAGCAGGAAUGCAGCGGUGGUUAUGGCAGUUGCUCAGCUGUUUUGGCACAUAUCACCAAAAUCUGAAGCUGGCAUUAUUUCCAAAUCACUAGUGCGUUUACUUCGUAGCAAUAGAGAGGUGCAGUAUAUUGUCCUACAGAAUAUAGCAACAAUGUCAAUUCAAAGAAAGGGUAUGUUUGAACCUUAUCUGAAGAGUUUCUAUGUUAGGUCAACUGAUCCAACUAUGAUCAAGACACUGAAGCUUGAAAUUUUGACAAACUUGGCAAAUGAAGCGAACAUAUCAACUCUUCUUCGAGAAUUUCAGACCUAUGUGAAAAGCCAGGAUAAACAGUUUGCUGCAGCCACUAUUCAAACUAUAGGCAGAUGUGCAACCAACAUCUCAGAAGUCACUGACACAUGCCUCAAUGGCUUGGUAUAUCUGCUGUCCAACAGAGAUGAAAUAGUUGUUGCUGAAAGUGUGGUUGUUAUUAAGAAGUUACUGCAAAUGCAACCUGCACAACAUGGUGAAAUUAUUAAACAUAUGGCUAAACUCUUGGACAGUAUCGCUGUUCCUGUGGCAAGAGCAAGUAUUCUUUGGCUCAUGGGCGAAAACUGUGAACGAGUUCCUAAAAUUGCCCCUGAUGUUUUGAGGAAGAUGGCUAAGAGUUUCACUAGUGAAGAUGAUCUGGUAAAACUGCAGAUUUUAAAUCUGGGAGCAAAAUUGUAUUUAACCAACUCCAAACAGACAAAAUUGCUUACCCAGUACAUAUUAAAUCUCGGCAAGUAUGAUCAAAACUACGACAUCAGAGACCGUACAAGAUUUAUUAGGCAGCUUAUUGUUCCGAAUGAGAAGAGUGGAGCUUUAAGUAAAUAUGCCAAAAAAAUAUUCCUAGCACAAAAACCUGCACCACUGCUUGAGUCUCCUUUUAAAGAUAGGGAUCAUUUCCAGCUUGGCACUUUAUCUCAUACUCUCAACACUAAAGCUACUGGGUACCUGGAAUUAUCUAAUUGGCCAGAGGUGGCGCCGGACCCAUCAGUUCGAAAUGUAGAAGUAAUAGAGUUGGCAAAAGAAUGGAUUCCAGCAGGAAAAGCAAAGAAAGAGAAUCCUGCUGAGAAAUUUUAUUCUGAAUCUGAGGAAGAAGAAGACUCUUCUGAUAGCAGCAGUGAUAGUGAGAGUGAGUCUGGAAGUCAGAGUGGAGAACGAGACGAGGAAGGGGAGAAUAGUGAUGCUGGCAGUGAGGACUCUUCCAGUGAGCCUGAGAGUGAGAGUGGGAGUGGGAGUGAGUCGGGAGGAGAAAAUAGACAAACAGCCGAGAGCAACUCCAGAACCAAAGGAACAAGAGAUUCUGAAGAUGGGAGGAAGGAAAAUAAAAAGCCUAAAACUUCAGAUUCUUCCAGUGAUGAAUCUAGUUCAGUAGAAGAAAGUUCUUCAGGUUCUGAAUCAGAAUCAGAAUCUGAAAAUGAAUCUGAAUCCAGAAAAGUCACUAAGGAGAAAGAAAAGAAAACAAAGCAAGAUAGUAAUGCUCUUACCAAAGACAUUUCACUUCUAGAUCUAGAUGAUUUUAACACAAUAUCCACUCCAGUUGCACUUCCCACACCAGCUCUUUCUCCAAGCUUGAUAGCUGAUCUUGAAGGUUUAAACUUGUCAACUUCUUCAUCAGUCAUCAGUGUCAGUACUCCUGUCUUUGCACCAGUGAAAACUCAUGUGCUGCUUCACCGGAUGAGUGGAAAAGGACUAGCUGCCCACUAUUUCUUUCCAAGACAGCCUUGCAUUUUUGGUGAUACGAUGGUCUCUGUACAAGUAACAUUGAAUAAUACUACUGAUCAAAAGAUAGAAAAUAUCCACAUAAAGGGAAAAAAACUUCCCAUAGGCAUGCAAAUGCAUGUUUUUAAUCUAAUAGAAUCUCUUGAGCCUGAGGGAUCCGUUACUGUUUCAAUGGGUAUUGACUUUUGUGAUUCUACUCAGACUGCCAGUUUCCAGUUGUGUACCAAGGAUGAUUGCUUCAAUGUUAAUAUUCAGCCACCUGUUGGAGAACUGCUUUUACCUGUGGCUAUGUCAGAGAAGGAUUUUAAGAAGGAGCAAGGAAUGCUAACUGGGAUGAAUGAAACUUCUGCUGCAAUCAUUGCUGCACCACAGAAUUUCUCUCCCUCCGUGAUCCUUCAGAAGGUUGUCAGUGUUGCCAACAUAGGUGUAGUUCCUUCUGGCCAAGAUAAUAUACACAGUCAUCCCUGCAAUCAAACCCCCUGCCCCCAAAAAAUGUGUGGUACAUGCUCCAUGUGGAAAAUAGAGGCCUAGGAGGGUACGGUCCUCUUCCUUCACGUCUCUGGGGCUCAACUGUGCAUGCAGAAUGAAUUAACAGGAUUGACAGAAGUUCAUUGUGCCUCCAACGGCUUUUCAGUCAAUCGCAAUGCUUAAAAGGCUAGUUUUGCUUUUAAUUCCUUGUAAUUAGUAGGUUCUUUGUGUCUUGGAAUUUAGUAACGGAGCCUUAGACCUCAAGUUUCCUCUGUUACAUUCUAUAGCAAAAAGAAGAAUCUAAUGUUCUGAACAUAAAAAAAUUAAAGAGGGAGUGUGGUGUUGCACUGGGCUGUCAUGUGAUUUUGUUAUAUGUCAUCACCCACAUUAGAGGAUGAAUCUUAAUAUUUUAACAUGCAUGAAUUCAUUGAAGCUUAAUAAGAGUUUAAUACUGUAUGUAAAAUUAACUUGCAUAAUCAUUUUCAGAUAUGAGGAAUUGAAAUUUCAAGCUCUUUAAGAAUAAUACCUUUUCUUAAAACAUAUUUUAAAAAUAAAGAUAUAGUGGUUUAUUUUAAAAGGCUCUAUGCAUGGUAAAAUGUUAAAUAUCAAAUGAAUGACUGGUUCCCAAAUACAUAGUAAUGGAGAUUAUUUACAUGUAGCUGUUGUUCAAAGUAAUGGUAAAUAGACUUCCUUUUCCUCUUCUUUCCUAAGGAUGCGCUAAAAUUACCUGCUUGUGGUAAGCAUGGUGCUGGACAAUUUAUUGAUUUUUCAGAAUACGUGGUUUGGGGUUUGGGACAGUAGGAGCCUAUAAUAAAUUAUGGAGGAAAAAGAGUUAUUUUAAACCUUUUUAAAUUUAUGCUGUCUCCUUUUUUUCCCCCCUCAUG
Messenger RNA from Manis pentadactyla (Chinese pangolin), 4165 nucleotides. RefSeq names its product adaptor related protein complex 3 subunit beta 1 (gene AP3B1). Gene Ontology annotation, cellular component: membrane coat; AP-3 adaptor complex; clathrin adaptor complex. Lineage: Eukaryota; Metazoa; Chordata; Mammalia; Pholidota; Manidae. The transcript is spliced from 27 exons. The coding region runs from base 144 to 3344 and encodes 1066 amino acids. Gene Ontology annotation, biological process: intracellular protein transport; anterograde synaptic vesicle transport; vesicle-mediated transport. The record is from RefSeq and is a predicted model, not a curated record.